Molecule: messenger RNA, 754 nt
Organism: Brassica napus (rape)
Lineage: Eukaryota; Viridiplantae; Streptophyta; Magnoliopsida; Brassicales; Brassicaceae
Product: two-component response regulator ARR22-like
Exons: 3
Coding region: 59-595 (178 amino acids)
Biological process (GO): phosphorelay signal transduction system
Source: RefSeq, a predicted model, not a curated record
CUCACGAAACAUACAUACUCUUGUUCCCUCUAAAAAAAACACACACACACACACACACAUGCUCUUGUUUAUACCGUUUCUAUAUAAUUCGAUACAAUAUAUAGCACAUAUUCAAGACAAACAUGACCAGCUUUUAUUAAUUUUGUCGGUUAUUGUUGUGAAGUGUUGUUGCAGUAGUAAAUCAAAGGAGGAAGAAGAAGAAGUACCGGCGGGACAAGUCGUGAAGAAGACAUUUAAGAAACUAUGCGUUUUGGUCGUGGAUGAUGAUCGAUCGUGCCGUUCACUGUACAUGGGAUUCAUCCAAAUGCGUGGAGGAUUUCCUUACAUGGCGGAAAAUGGUGAGGAGGCAGUGAACCUAUACCGCGAUGGCCAAACCUUCAACCUUAUCCUCAUGGAUAAUGAAAUGCCUGUGAUGAAUGGAGUUUCGGCAACCAAGGAGCUAAGAGACCUAGGGGUGACGUCAAUGAUCGUGGGAUUGACGUCACAUGAGGACGAGAAUAGUGGAUUUAUGGAAGCUGGAGCUGACCAUUGCUUGGCCAAGCCCAUAACAUUUGAGAAUAUCUACUUGCUCAUCGAGCAGCUAAAAGACGAAUGAUAAUGACGCGCGACUAUAUAUUUAUCCAUUUUUUGUUCUCACUAGAAUAACCCAAAUACUAUAUAAUAUAACAGGAUUCAAGAACAUAUUUUAAAUAUAUAUAUUUAUAUAUAGUUUCAUGAAAAUGUAACAAUGAACAGAUAAAAAGCAUUUGUCUAA